This is a messenger RNA of Magallana angulata, 1806 nucleotides long. RefSeq lists its product as uncharacterized. NCBI's taxonomy places the organism in Eukaryota, Metazoa, Mollusca, Bivalvia, Ostreida, Ostreidae. The transcript is spliced from 4 exons. Bases 267 to 1451 code for a protein of 394 amino acids. Gene Ontology annotation, molecular function: protein binding. The record is from RefSeq and is a predicted model, not a curated record.
CACUAUGAAUUUCAUUAACAUUUACGGUUGCAAAUGGCAUUUCACGUAAAUUGUUUCUUUCUUUUCGAUCUUUGUUGAACUUUUUGAUGCGAUCUCUAUCCCGAGUUUGUUUUCUGUCCGAUUUUCUUUUCCCGACUUCUUCUGUCUGUGUUCCAAAAGUGCGACUUGUAACAGAAGAGACGACGUUGAUGGCAGCUCCGGAAUUCCUAGUUCUGCACAUCCGCGCAUAAUGUCCUUUUCUACCGCACUUGAAACACUGAGAUGAAAUGGCGCUGCAGAUGUUCCAUCCAUGCCUUAAUCCGCAGCGUCCACACGGUUGUAGAGGGAAGCGCGGCCGGACUGGAUGCAUCCAGGCAGAGCUUAGGGGAAAGAAGAAUUCCAUGGAUUGGGGAUUGUUCGCUGCUGUGAGUAGGUGCUGGGAUCUAACUACUACAAACUCUGCGGAACAAGCCUAUAAACUCACCAAGGCCAAUCGCACCAGAAAUCUGAUUGCAGCCGAAAAAAUACGGGAGGCGAAAACAGCCCUGGAUUGUAAAAUGAUCGGCAAGACCGUCUCCGAGUCUCCACAGUGGCGUCUUGAGGCCGAAUCUGUGAUGGAGGAGAUCAUCGAUGCAAAAGUGAGCCAGCUUUCGGAAACGAAGAAGCUGCUUUCAUCAUCGUCAUCUUUGCGCACUCCGUUUAUGACCGGUACUGGGGCUCCGGAUUGGACGCGGAUAAAACUCUACAUACCAAUCCUGAUACCUGGCCUGGCAGAAAUGUCCUUGGAAAAAUUAUCAAGCAAUGUGCUGAAAAAUGCAGAGCUAGACCGCGAGCGUGGUCACAACCCCGGCAUCAGCGCAAGACACGCCAGAAUGAGAUUGACAGCUACUGAGGCGUUGUCGUUCAGUUUACGUGGAUUAGCGUACGCCGGAAACAAGUCAAAGACAGACACAGGGACAAAGGUUGGUUUGUUGAAGUCGUUAAUUUACGAUAACGCCAAGGCAACGGUUACCCUGGAUUCUUCAGCCCUAAAACAACUGAUUCAACUGUCUUCAGAUAACUAUUCUUCCAUCACAGUGCGGCGAAUCAGCUUUUCCGUAAACUUAAGAUCGAAGGAACUCAAGCUUGGAGCUGGACAAACGGUGAAAUAUGACGAAGUACUCACAAAUGAAGGGAACGGAUAUGACGACAGAACGGGAGUGUUCACGUGUCCUGUGGCGGGAACCUACAUGUUUGUUGUCGACUCUUUAUCCCAACCUGGGAUCUGGUUACAUAUGAAAGUCAACAAAAACGCAGUCGGUAAACUCCACGUGUCUUCUAGUGGAUACAAUGGAAACCCAUUAAUCCAAAUAAGCAGGACAGUAAUUGUUCGGCUCAAACCAGGGGACCAUGUCAAAAUUGAAAAUGCUUCAAACAACGGUGUGAUAUACCAUGACAUAUUCUCAGGAUUUACAGGAACAUUCUUGAAUUGACCAAGGAUUAAGUUGCAUGUAAACAUACAUUAUAUCAGAUAUAAGAUUCUUAUUCCUUAUAAUUUGAAAUUAACCUCAUAAAUCAUAUCUAAUCCAGAUAAAAUCAGGUUAUAAUGAAAGCAUGUUGUCAUGAUCUUAAAUGAAUAAAAAAAAACUCAUUAGGAGUAAAUAAAUAUGUAUGCAAGACAUUGAAUUAUGAAAGUGGAUAGAUUCGCUAACACUUGUAACUUUUUUAUAAUCGUGUAAUAGUUUCACUUUUCAAAAUUAUAUAAUAAUCGUCAUACGAUGAUCAUUACCAUAUCAUUCACAACUGAUAUUCAUGUUUUAAUAGGUAAUCAAUAUUAUUAAUACUAAG